AUGGAUGAGGAAGCUGCGCAUAAGCAGGCAGAAGAUGAAGUUUCAGGUACCCGCACGCAAGAAAUUGCGUGUACAGAGCAGCCGUGCAACAUCCAAGAGCAUGGCAUGUAUGCCAACGUCGCCGGUGGUGUCACACGUGACUCAGGUGAAAGCGCCACAGCGUUGGCAAAAUCCAGCUCCGCACCUGCAUUGAAUCCGCCACCGCGCAAAACGCGGCCAUUUGGAACGAGGAGUCCUUUCGAGGAGGAGAUUCGGUGCACAAAGCCAGUGACUGACAAGUGGGGCUUCCCGAAGCCUCUUCCCAGCAUUCCUCCUGCAGAGGCCUGGAAUUGGAGGCACCACCUACUUGGAACAAGUAACGAGGGUGUGCCCAAGGGCCGACGGACGUACUUCUCAAAACCUGAGACCCUAGCGGAGUUGAAGGAGGCACUUCGAAGCAAUCCUUCGAUCAAGAAUUCUGAAGGCAUUCUUCAGAGACUUGAACUGGGCGAUCUACCGCAGCGACCCAGGUCAUUUAUCACGCCAGAUGCGGGCGCUCCGGUCUGUCCAGAGAGACAUGUGUAUGGCGGAACAAUGUUGGAUCGUGACGGCAUGGGACGAACGUGGAACGGCCGAUGGCAUGCAGGCAUUGCAAUGAUCAACGAGCACUGUCAUCCGGAUCAUCGGACCUACUUCACGCAGCGAUCACUUUUCGAGAGAUCACCGUCCCAGCAGUACCGUCGAUUCCUGCACCAGGAGAGAAGGCCUGGUGAAUGGGUCUCGAUCGAUCAACGGAGGCCGGCUCCAUUUGGCCCGUUGGGCGGUCUGCUGACCGGCCGUUCUGGUGCACCAGUUCCAGGAGCAACGCCUUAA
Molecule: messenger RNA, 852 nt
Organism: Symbiodinium pilosum
Lineage: Eukaryota; Dinophyceae; Suessiales; Symbiodiniaceae
Source: the annotation of a GenBank genome assembly